Messenger RNA from Delphinapterus leucas (beluga whale), 3236 nucleotides. The record is from RefSeq and is a predicted model, not a curated record. NCBI's taxonomy places the organism in Eukaryota, Metazoa, Chordata, Mammalia, Artiodactyla, Monodontidae.
GACCCACGGCCCAGGAGAGGCCGGGCGGGCCCGGAGAGUACGCUCCCCUCUCCACCCGCCACCCCCGGAAACGGGCGCCGGGGCCUCCACGCGGAUCGCUGCCGGGGAAGCUGAGGUUGGAGCGGGAGAGAGGCGACCAGGCCGAGGCCGUGGAUCUGAAGCGUCAGGGAGAGGGAAGGGGGUGAUGAGGACACUCGGAGAUCGAGGGGACAGAGACGAGGAGAGAAAAGGCUCCAGACGUGGAAGGGCGUAGACCUGCGCAGGGUGAAAUCAACAUCCUGGAAAGUAGAGACCUCACUCACACGUGGGGAGAAGUGGAGUUCGGAGUUCGGGGAGAGUAGGAAGUAAACACGCGAGCUUAAAGGUGCCGGGCCCUAGAGGAGAGAAGGGGGUGAGGCUUUUGAGGGAUCACUUUGUAGAGUUUGCCCGGGUUUUUGAGGAUAACGCCGUGUAAAACAAGCCUCUAAGAUUUACAGCCCUAUCUUGACAGUGGUCUGAGUUUUAAUAUGUACCUGCCAGCGUCAAAGCUAAUAAAGCAGGACAUCGGGGCGGCGAAAACAGCUUUUAUUCAGCAACUACUGACAGUAGGAAAAGAGCUGAGCUCCAUUCCGAUUUGCGCAGAGGUGUCCGGGGGGAUUUAAAGAGAAAAUGUAGGAAUGGGGCAAGGUGGAGCUCAAGUAGAGGCAGGGACGUGCAGAAUUACAAAGGGUUGGGUAGCGUCCUUGCAGCAGGCGAGCUGUGUCAGUUUGCUGGCAGUUACGGAAGUGAGGAUUCUUUUUUCCCACAGGGACUGGGAGACAGAGGCCCUGUCCUUCCUGGUGAUUACGCUGCAAAGGAAUGGCUUCCAUAUCCUUGAGAAAGACACUCCUAAGUUGUAGGAGGUACACACAUACAUCUCAGAGGGACAGAGCAAGGGUUCACAAUCGUAAUCCCUUUUUAGUUAAGUACUAAAGAGCGGCCAGGGACCUGUCAUCGGGUGUUGGCUAGAACAAACAGUAAAUGUCUUUUGACAGCCCCAAGUUUUUCCAGAUCUGAGCUCAAAAUGGGGCUGGUUCAUCCGAGGGCCGUAGCCACAGGCUGCUGGAGGCCAAGUUAAAGUUUGGUCAAGCCUUUGUGCAGAAGUUUGGAAGGAGUAUAUCUGCCUAGAGUUUUCACCAGCACAUUUUCCCUAACACAAAAAGCUAUUUCUUGAUCAUCUCAAUCUAAGAGAUGUUUGAGUUUCUACAAUUACUAUAUACCUGCAAACAAACUGCUGGUUCCAAACCCUGAGUUUAGGCUUUAAGGAAGUUUUGGAAAGGAUUUUAGACGGUGGAGCUUGAUCCCACUGCAGAAGAUCUAGUAAAACAUUACGCCAUCUUCAUUUUCAUAAUUAAUUUCUAGUAUUUGCAGUGUUGCCUUAUGUUGCUUUUUGUCUCCAGAGAGAAAGAUGGUGGAAGCCAGAACAUUGUUGGAUAAUUUAAUUUCUUUUUUCCUGAGGGACAACAGUAAAUAUAGUAACUUCAUUAAAAUAAUUUUUAUUUUCAUCCUCUUCCACAAUAUACUCUAUUUUUGUGUGGUAUUCGGUAAUCUUUUAUACCUUUCACUUGGAGGAAUGGCAAACAGUAAAGUAUUAUAAAUUUCUUAAAACAUUUUGUAAGAACUUUAUAUAAAUUCCAUUCACUAAAAAUGGAAAUUAGAAUUUCAUUGCAACCAAAUGAUGUGCCAUUAAGUCCCUUAGUGAAGACAACCUGUGGAAGACUAGAUUUAGUGUCUUCAAUCAACCUGGAUACCACGUUGAAUGAGCAAAGACUGAACUUUUUACAGAUACCUUUUGUAAAAGGCUUGUAAGGAAUAGUGCCAUAAUUUGAAUUGCAGUGGAUUUCACGUUAUGAGAGAAUCCCUUGUCAACCUAAUGAAUCAUUCAAAGAAGACAUCUGACUCUUUUCAAGAUGAACUUGAAGAUUAUAUCAAAGUGCAGAAAGCCAGAGGCUUAGAGCCAAAGACUUGUUUCAGAAAGAUGAGAGAGGAUUAUUUGGAAACCUGUGGAUACAAAGAAGAGGUUGAUUCUAGACCCAGGUGUAGAAUGUUUGAUCAAAGACUCCCUUAUGAACCCACCCAGACCUACCGAAGACCAUGCAAUAUCUCACAAGCAGUGGAGAAGCAGUUACCUCUGUGGCUACCAGCUCAUGACAGCAGGCUGAGACUAGACUCCCUGAGCAACUGUCAAUUCACCAGGGACUGUUUCUCAGGAAAACCAGUAGCCCUGAACUUUAGUCAACAAGAGUAUAACUGUAGCUCAUACAGUGUAGAAUCUGGAGUUUACAGGCACAUCUCCUUAGAAAACAGUACCAGUCCCUAUCAAGCUAGUUAUAAACAGAUACAUCAGAAGAGAAAAAGGCACCCAGAGGAAGGCCAGGAAAAGCCAGAAGAGGAGUGGCCCAAGCAUAAGAGGAAGAAAGCUUAUGAGGAAAUAGAUUUAGACAAACACAAGAGCAUCCAAAGAAACAAAACAGAGGCGGAAACAGUCAGAGUCAGUACAGAAAAGCCUAAGAACCAAAAGGAGAAAAAAAGCCGAGAUGUAGCCUCUAAGAAAGAGAAACGUAAGCGUAGAAAAGAGAAAAAGGAACAAGGGAAAGAAAGGACAGAAGAGGAGAUGCUUUGGGACCAGUCUAUCCUUGGAUUUUGAAGCUCUUGCAUUGGUUCUCCUGAGGUUAAACUGAAAAAAUAGUUGAGGAGCUUGGUUUUACGAUGUCCACGUUCAUAUCGCUCUUUUCAUGUGAACAGGUACAAAGGCUAAGUGAACAGAAAACAUUUAAUGUACUUGCUCUCCAACAUGGAAAUUACUUUUCUUCUCUUCUAAAAUCAUUACUACAUUUUUCUUAUGCAUAAUGUAAUUUCCCUUAAUGAGGGUGGCUCUGCUUUUAUUCAUCAAAUUGCUAUGAUGGUGGAAGUAUUUUUCCCUUGGGAGGUCAUUUAUUUUAAAUUGGAGGAUUAAUAGGCUUUACAGAAUCUAUUUAUUGAUUGGCUUUUAGUUUGGGGUGGGUGUUUUUAUGUAUCUGUGAAGCAGUUUAGAUUGAUUUCUUUUUCCUUCGCUAGAUCUAACUUGCAGUAUAUUUUCUAGAUUGGAAAGUGGAAAAUGACAUACAUUAUAAUAAGCUUAAGUUACAUACAGUUUUAAACGUUUCAAGAAGUCUUGAUACAAAAUCAGUUUAUAUUCUGGAAAUGUUUAUAAUAUAAUAAAGUUCUAAUUUCUACAA